Messenger RNA from Diversispora eburnea, 666 nucleotides. The record is from the annotation of a GenBank genome assembly. Lineage: Eukaryota; Fungi; Glomeromycota; Glomeromycetes; Diversisporales; Diversisporaceae.
AUGUCUUUAUCAUAUAGCAAAAAAGAUUCGCUUAAAAGUGCUUUAGAGGGUCGAUUUAUUAAAGAAUUUGAUUAUAACACAUUUGAAAAUAUUACAGAAAUCGCAAAAGGAGGAUUUGGUAAAGUUUAUCGUGCUAAUUCAACAAAUUUAGAAAAACAUGUUGCAUUAAAAAGUUUGCAUGGAAAUGACGAAUUAUUUUAUGAAAGAUUUGUGAGAGAGGUUACUUCAGGUGCAAGAGAAACACCCGUUAAUAAAACACCAAAAGAUUAUGUCAACAUAUAUUUAAGUGCAUGGAAUGAUGAUUCAAAUCAAAGGCCAUCUAUUGAAAAUAUUUUUGAUUCUCUCGAAAAUAUUGAAUUAGAAAAUGUAUAUGACGAUUCUAAUGACAAUCAAGAUGUUCAAUUAGAAACUAAUAUUAACAACCAAUCUCAAGCUUCAAGUAAAGAUUCCGUAUCUAUUCCUACUUCAUUUACUACACCAAAUUGGGGGGAAGUUACAGAAUAUGAUUAUAAUGAUUUUAAAAAUCUUAAAAAUAUCGGAAAAGGGGCAUUUGGAAUGAUUUACAGUGCAACAUUAAUGAAUUUGAAUGGAAUGAGAACAGUGGCUUUAAAAUCUAUAGUCGUCGCUACUAUGGAAUUAUUUGUUAAUGAGGUAAAUACUAAUUAA